Acanthopagrus latus (yellowfin seabream) is the source of this 3108-nucleotide messenger RNA. It is a transcript of the gene eya4, whose product is annotated as EYA transcriptional coactivator and phosphatase 4. Bases 473 to 2314 code for a protein of 613 amino acids. Gene Ontology annotation, cellular component: nucleus. The transcript has 19 exons. Gene Ontology annotation, biological process: negative regulation of extrinsic apoptotic signaling pathway in absence of ligand; multicellular organism development; positive regulation of DNA repair. Gene Ontology annotation, molecular function: protein tyrosine phosphatase activity. The record is from RefSeq and is a predicted model, not a curated record. Lineage: Eukaryota; Metazoa; Chordata; Actinopteri; Spariformes; Sparidae.
GUGCGUGGAUUGACCUCAGAGACAGAAAGAGAGAAAAGGGCAGUUUGGGGUGUGUGUGUGCGUGUGUGCACGCGUGUGUGUGCGUCUCGCGUCCUUUCCUUCCAGCCGCUACAUGUUUUCACUGAGCGAAAGCGAGACUCUCAAAGGGAAAGAGAAAAAGAAUGCAUGCUCUCCCGUAGAGCAGAGACGAGAAAAGCGUUGACACCUGGAGUACGAAGUGGGAGGCAGGUAGAUAGAGACGGGCUGAAGCUGUGCUGGAGGAGUGUGUGUGUGUGUGUGUUGUGUGUGCGUGGGUUUCUUAUUUUGUGUGCGAGAUAACUAAGGUUGUGUGUAGUGUGACGGGAAGCGAGUGGAUCGUACAGCUCUGUAAUGCUUUGUGGAAGUACAGGACUGCUAACUGACCUGAUUACACCCUGAGGUGAAGAAAUCACACAGUGAAUCUCAUGUUCCAGACCCUUCAGACGCCAGGUCUAUGGAAAUGCAGGACCUAGCCAGUCCUCAUAACCGUGUGGGAGGUGGAGAUUCGACGGGCUCCAAGCUGGACAAGAACAACCUUGGCAGCCCCUCCAUCACCACAAAUGGAACAGGAGGUGAAAGCAUGACAGUUCUAAACACGGCUGAUUGGCUGUUGGGCUGCAGCAGCCCGCCCCCUGCGCCGGGCUCCAAGGACUAUGUGAAAACAGAGCCUAUGAACAACAGCGAUACAGUCACUACGACAGGCGACACAGUGCUGGACACAUACGCGGGCUCAGUGAUCACCAGCAGCGGGUACAGCCCUCGUUCAGCCCACCAGUACUCCCCUCCCCUCUACCCAUCAAAGCCGUACCCUCACAUUCUCUCCACGCCGGCGGCCCCUCCCAUGCCGACGUACGCCGGCCAACCCCAGUUCAGCAGCAUGCAGCAGUCGACCGUCUACACUGCUUACUCCCAGACAGGACAGCCAUACGGACUGUCCACCUACGACCUCGGUGUGAUGCUGCCAGGCAUUAAAACAGAGAGCGGCCUGGCUCAGAGUCAGUCUCCUCUGCAGACGGGCCUCAGCUACAGCCCCGGCUUCACCACGCCUCAGCCCGGACAGACUGCAUACUCACCCUAUCAGAUGCCAGGUUCCAGUUUCACUCCUUCCUCAGGCCUCUACGCCACCAACAACUCAGUGUCCAACCCCGCCAACUACACUGCCACACAGCAGGAUUAUCCCUCAUAUACGACGUUUGGCCAAAACCAGUAUGCCCAGUAUUAUCCCGCCUCCACUUACGGGACUUACAUGACCUCCAACAGCGUGGAUGGCACAGGCUCCACGGCAGCCUACCAGCUGCAAGAUCCCGCCCCUGCCAUGACCGGACAGGCUGCUGAACUUCACCCAGGGGACUUCGAUACAGUGCAGAGCCCCUCCACGCCCAUCAAAGAGCUGGAUGACCGAGCCUGCCGGAGUGGGGGGUCCAAGUCCCGGGGCAGGGGCCGCAAGAACAACCCCUCCCCUCCGCCUGAUAGUGACCUGGAGAGGGUGUUCGUGUGGGAUCUAGACGAGACGAUCAUCGUCUUCCAUUCCCUGCUCACGGGCUCCUACGCGCAGAAAUAUGGCAAGGACCCUCCUAUGGCGGUAACGCUUGGUCUGAGGAUGGAGGAGAUGAUCUUCAACUUGGCCGACUCACACUUAUUCUUUAAUGACCUGGAGGAGUGCGAUCAGGUACAUAUUGAUGACGUGUCAUCAGAUGACAAUGGCCAGGACUUAAGUACUUACAGUUUUGCAACUGAUGGCUUCCAUGCAGCUGCAACCAGCGCCAACCUGUGCCUGGCUACGGGUGUCCGCGGCGGCGUCGACUGGAUGAGGAAACUGGCCUUCCGCUACCGACGAGUCAAAGAGUUAUAUAGCACGUACAAAAACAAUGUGGGGGGUCUGCUGGGUCCUGCUAAAAGAGACGCCUGGCUGCAGCUCAGAGCCGAGGUGGAGGCUCUGACAGACUCCUGGCUCACCCACGCACUCAAGUCCCUGUCCAUCAUCAGCUCCAGGAGUAACUGUGUAAAUGUGCUGGUGACCACGACGCAGCUCAUACCAGCGCUGGCUAAAGUUCUCUUAUAUAGUCUGGGAUCUGUUUUCCCCAUCGAGAACAUUUACAGUGCAACAAAAAUAGGAAAAGAGAGUUGCUUUGAACGCAUAAUGCAAAGGUUUGGCAGGAAAGUAGUGUAUGUUGUAAUUGGGGACGGUGUGGAAGAGGAGCAGGCGGCCAAAAAGCACAACAUGCCUUUCUGGAGGAUAUCCAGUCACUCUGACCUGCUGGCACUACACCAAGCACUGGAGUUUGAGUACCUGUAACUAUUAUAGCAAUAUGGACUCAUGCAAAUGUUACUAUGGACAUGGUCAGCCAGGCAGCCCCCUUCUUUUGUAUAACUAUUUAAGAACAAACAGUACACUGCAACCGUUUUUGUGAUUUUAUUUUUUUUGUCUUGUUUUUUUGAACGUCUGGAUUUACAAACUCUGAACGGUCUUAAGAAGCAAAAGGAGAGGUGAAAGGAGGUAAAUGAAAAAGAACAGUGGGCUGAAGAGGCGACUCCACUACCCAGCGCCCCCUCGAUGCUGGGAGUGGACCUCUGUGAAAAGCCUGUCUACUGUCCUUGCAGCAGACUGAAGGCCUAUAAAGGCUGAAGACCUCACGUGGCCUGGGGGGAGGCCUUGUCGGUUUGUUCUGGAGCACAAAGGCCAGUGUCCGGCCUUCUCUGGGUCACCUGGAACAACCCAUCUUCAAUAAAUGAAGGCUACUCUGUACAGGCAGCAUUAUGUGUGCGGGGAUAACGGCUGUUUUUUUUUUUCUAAAAAAGCAUUUUCUUCCUGGUGGUAUAAUCACAACAAUGCAGUCUUGUGGCAGAAACUUGUGUAAAUUAUUUACAAUAAACUUAAAAAGGGCAGUGGUGGAUGUUUUUGUCAAGGAAAGGAAAUUUAAAGCUUUGGGAUGUUUUUUCCUCUGGAUUUUUGUAAUUUUGGGGGGAGGGUGAGGGGGACUGAGGAUGUGCGUUAUGAUGUGUUGUGCCUUAAUGUGUUUGAAUGUCUUUUCUUUAUUCAGAAAUGUCUAUGUAUGUAGAUAUAAAAACGGAGAAAACUUAUCCAAAUGA